This is a messenger RNA of Phycodurus eques (leafy seadragon), 2254 nucleotides long. It is a transcript of the gene sgpl1, whose product is annotated as sphingosine-1-phosphate lyase 1. The transcript has 14 exons. Gene Ontology annotation, biological process: sphingolipid catabolic process; carboxylic acid metabolic process. Bases 162 to 1859 code for a protein of 565 amino acids. The record is from RefSeq and is a predicted model, not a curated record. Gene Ontology annotation, cellular component: endoplasmic reticulum. Lineage: Eukaryota; Metazoa; Chordata; Actinopteri; Syngnathiformes; Syngnathidae. Gene Ontology annotation, molecular function: pyridoxal phosphate binding; sphinganine-1-phosphate aldolase activity.
UCCGCGUUAGCUCGCGGCUGUGUUGGAUAUUAGCAUAGCAUGUAGAUGAGAAGCGAGCCAAGACGUCAAGCAGGCGCUUUGGAGGUCACUUUCCUUUGUCUUGGAUUUUAAAAACAAACAAAAAAAAAGCAAGGUUGUCGCUGAUAAAACGUCGUGACAACAUGGAUUACUGGAGUGCCUUGGAGGUGUACAAGCAGAUGGUGCUCCUCUACCUGGAGGAGGGCCGGCGGCAGGUCAACUCGCACUGCAGGGACUUGGAGCCAUGGCAGAUCAUCGGAGUGACGCUUGUCACCACACUGGGAGCAGUCUGGCUUAAAGGAUUCCUCUUCCAGCAAGAAAGUCUCCUUUCCAGAAUGAAGAAGCAGUGCUUUCGACUCAUCAGAAAAAUACCCUUUGUUGGCGGGGCGAUCCAGAGCCAACUGAACAAGGCCUUAGAUGACAUGUCUGCUAGUCUGUGCACUCUGAAGAAUGGCAUGAGCUACACUAAAAAGCUGCCUUCAAAAGGCCUCUCGCAGAGCCAAGUCCUAGACAAGAUCAUCGAGUACCAAACUCUGAAUGAAGUGCAGUGGCAGACUGGCUGUGUUUCAGGCGCAGUGUACUGGGGUGAUGAAGCACUGACUAAACUCCUGGUGAAGGUGUAUGGAGAUUUUGCAUGGAGCAACCCCCUUCACCCAGACAUCUUUCCUGGUGUAAGAAAGAUGGAGGCAGAGGUCGUUAGAAUGGCUUGCACGCUUUUCCACGGUGGACCCAACUCGUGUGGCACAGUGACUUCAGGAGGAACGGAGAGCAUACUGAUGGCCUGCAAGGCGUACAGAGACAUGGCGUAUGAACGAGGUGUCAAAUACCCAGAAAUUCUCGCGCCAGUUAGUGUCCAUGCAGCCUUCGACAAAGCAGCACAUUACUUUGGGAUGACGCUUGUUCACAUUCCCCUCAAUAUAAAAACAAUGCAAGUUGAUGUGAAGGCUAUGAAGAGAGCCAUCAACAAGAAUACAGCCAUGCUUGUGUGCUCAGCCCCCCAAUUUCCACACGGGAUUAUGGACCCGAUUGAGGAAGUCGCAAAGCUGGCUGUGCACAACCACCUGCCAUUGCAUGUGGAUGCCUGUCUGGGCGGUUUUCUGAUCGUCUUCAUGGCUAAGGCUGGCUACGCACUCGCACCGUUCGACUUCAGGGUAAAAGGUGUCACUAGCAUCUCUGCAGACACUCACAAGUAUGGCUACGCCCCCAAAGGUUCUUCAGUGAUUCUCUACAGUGAUAAAAAGUACCGGCACUAUCAGUACUUUGUGGCUCCAGACUGGCAGGGUGGAAUAUAUGCCUCGCCCUCCAUAGCAGGCUCCAGGCCUGGAGGAAUUGUUGCGGCCUGCUGGGCGACCAUGAUGCAUAUGGGAGAGAAUGGAUAUGUUGACGCCACUCGGAAGAUCGUCCGUGUAGCACGCAAAAUCAAAACAGAGGUUAGAAAGAUGAAAGGUGUGUUUGUGUUCGGGGAUCCACAAGUGUCAGUUGUGGCAAUAGGGUCGAAUGAUUUCGAUAUUUUCCGUCUGUCUAACGCACUGACGUCAAAGGGCUGGAAUCUGAACACACUUCAAUAUCCAUCCAGCAUCCACAUUUGUUGCACAGUUCUGCACACCCAGCUGGGUGUUGUGGAACGCUUUGUUAGUGAUGUCAGAGAACAGGUUGCCAUCAUUAUGAAGAACCCCAAAGAGAAAACCACAGGAAUGGGAGCGAUCUAUGGCAUGGCCCAGUCCAUCCCAGACAGGUCCAUGGUAACGGAGAUCUCCCAAGCCUUCCUGGACUGUCUCUACAGCACAGAGGUGGCCAAGUCGGGCACCAGCCACAUGAACGGUAACGGCAAAGCCCACUAAAAGGAUCAGGGUUGUUCUGACCUCGCUGCAGAUGGGGAAACUUGCACAUCACCUCCCAUUACUCAGAGUUCAUCGUUGAAUGGUUGCCUUACCCUGCGUCGCUGCAGAUAAAAACGCCUGCAAAGAUUUUUAAAGCACAAGACAUCCUUGUAAUCAUCCCAGAGGCAAAUCACUCAAAGACUGGCUCGCUUUUAAAUGUGUUUUGGUGUUUGAUUAGAUUUACAUAAUAUAGUGAAUGUAUUUGUCAUUAGAUUCAUUUCAAGAUUAGCCAAUCUGCAUAGGCAACAUAUGUUUUUAAAGCCGCAACAUUUCAGUUUGCUGCUGUCAUUUUCUCAAUCUCUGAUGACUCCGCAAAAAAAAAACAAAAACAAAAAAAAACACACAGACCACUGAGA